Temnothorax curvispinosus is the source of this 2463-nucleotide messenger RNA. RefSeq lists its product as uncharacterized. Lineage: Eukaryota; Metazoa; Arthropoda; Insecta; Hymenoptera; Formicidae. The record is from RefSeq and is a predicted model, not a curated record. The transcript is spliced from 5 exons. Bases 349 to 2463 code for a protein of 704 amino acids. Gene Ontology annotation, molecular function: nucleic acid binding; zinc ion binding.
AGCGCCCUGCUCUUAUCUCUCUACUUCCUCUACUCUCCCCUCCUCGGGGGUGUACCGAUGCUGCGCGGGCCGAAUAGGCCCCGACGCGCACACACGAGAUCUGGCCGCGUUAAGAAGCGGUUGUUCUUGAAGGAGAGUUAUAAUAUACAUUUAUAUAUAGUCAUUAAUAAGAGUGUUUUUCUUAACUUGACCCACUCCCGGCACCACGAUCCUCUCAGGUUAUGGGCCCAGCACGCUUCCACUGCGCAUGAAAGAAAAAUCGCGUGUGCUUGUGCAGUAAAUUUUGUGGGCGCGGAAAAUUUCGAGGCAAGGACCUUUUAUACGGUGUGCUGAGAUUCGAGGUGAGAGAUGGCUGAUGGUGUGCAAAAAGCCGAUGCGGAAAUGUCGCAAGAAGCCAUAAAAAAGGAUCUUCUGGAUCUGUGGACAUAUUUGAAAAUUGCAUUCGAUUUAGAUGGAGUGCACAAAGGGGAGAAAGUGACUCUCAAUGUAGAGGAUGAAUCUCUUCUGAUAAACACAGAGUUGGGAGCAAAUUACAGAUCUGAGAAAAGAAUGCUGUCGGAUAGGUUAUGGAAGAGCCUAUUAAUCUGGCGUGAGGACAAACUCCUCAAUGACCUGCCGCUGGAGAUGCCGAGGACUCCAUCUGAGUGUCACCCAGCUACCGGUGAAGCAAGUGUUCUGGAAAUUGUUGAAAAAUCGGAGAAGCGAGAUAAGGAAGGUGUGGACGGUGAGAUAGGCGAGUUUGGCGACGGUGAGAUAGGCGAGUUUGGCAAAGGAAUGAUGGUGAGUUUGUUGGCCAAUAUGGCUACGGUAGCUGAGGUCGCCAAAGAGGGUAAAACUUUACCUCUGAUAGUUGGUAAUGAAAUUUUAUCUGACCCUAAGACUAGUGACUACCUCAAACGCAUUAAAGAUAGCAUUAAACCUAAUCCUCCAGUCUCAAAGAAGACAUUAUUCGAAGAUUCAGAAAUCAAUGAACUUCCAGCUUUGACCAAAGUUAGAAUGCAAGAAACCAAAAUCUCAGAAAUGACGAGUGUCCUCUCGAAAUUCUGUACCACUAUCACCAAGACUAUGGAGCAAUUUAGUGCGUUGUUGCUCCAGCUGAAUCAGCUGAUCAUGAUUCAGGAAAAUGUCUUGGCUGUGUCUCAAAAAGAAUGUGCACAGCAGUUGAAAACAACUGAGAAAGUGUACGAAUUGAUUAAAAUUCUGAGAGAGGAGUGGGGCACACAGAUCACUAGAUUUGACAAUGUGGUUGAUAAAUUGGUCACCACGUACAAUCUAGUAGAUAUUGAAGAUGAGGGAGAAUAUGAGGUGAGGACAGCAAAUUUGGCUAACUUGGAAAAAGUACGUUGCUAUGAAUGUCAAGGCUAUGGACACAUAGGUGCGAAGUGUCCAAGGAGAGGUCUGUCUGGCAGACAAUGCUACAACUGCGGCGAGUUUGGAGACCACAGGGCGGCGGAAUGCCCCAAUUCAAAGAAAUUCAAUCAACAAAGAGGAGAAUACAGGUAUAAUAAUGUUCGUUCCCGAGGUCGAGGUAUUAACCAAAGACGAGGUUUAAAACGAAAAGCUGAGUAUAAUGGAAAAUCAGAAAAUGCGAAAAGAGGAAAAUAUAAUGGUCCUAGAGGAAAGAGCAGAAACAAUUACAAAAAUACUAACAAUAGGUGCGAUAAGGGUGGGAACAAAGGAAAUAAUUCAGAUCAAGGGACUCAACAGAACGGCGGAAACUCUACAGAGAAAACAAAUAAUCAUAAAGGUGAGAACAAUAAAGGUGAGAAUAAACCCGAAGAGUUUUUAAAACCGGAGGGAGAACCCAAGCGUAAAAGAGGUAGACCUAGAAAAAUUGAAUUAAAUCCUAAGAUAUUAAAACCUGACAAUGAAGCAGAGACUAACGGUGAGUCUGUAAAUGAUACUAGUUGUUCUAACCUACAAAUUGACGAAAAGUUAAAAGCUGAUGCGUUAUUCAAUGCAGAAUCUGAACAAGCAGAAAUUAAAGAUAAUGAUGAAUUAUAUCAUGCUCUUUUAGCUGAUAUUAAUCUAGACCCUAUUAACUAUAAAGAAGCUAUGUUGACAAAAGAUAAGAGACUGUGGCAGAAAGCAAUCGAAGACGAAUUAAAUUCUAUGAACAAAAAUGAGGUGUGGGAAUUGGUGAGUCGUCCAACAAUAACAAGUGAUGGUAAAAAGGCUAAUAUUAUAGAUUCAAGGUGGGUUUUCAAACAAAAGAUCGAAUCAGAUGGGAAAAUUAAACAUAAGGCGCGACUUGUCAUUCGAGGUUUCAAAGAUAAAAACUAUUAUGAACUAAGGGAGACAUAUGCUCCUGUAUCAAGAUUGCCUCUGGUGCGUUCUGUAAUCGCAAUAAUUAAUAAACACGAUUUAGAUGUUUGCCAAUUGGACGUGAAAACAGCAUUUCUUAAUGGAACUAUUAGGAAUGUUUGGUGUAAAACUCGGGGCAGAUGGCGCCAUGGCGUUUAG